Cylindrotheca closterium is the source of this 990-nucleotide messenger RNA. NCBI's taxonomy places the organism in Eukaryota, Bacillariophyta, Bacillariophyceae, Bacillariales, Bacillariaceae. The record is from the annotation of a GenBank genome assembly.
AUGUCUUCCAUUUCGCUCCUCCCUGUUUUCUUGAUUGUAUUCUUAUUGCUCAUUGGAGAUGACCUGAAGGUUGUUGGUGGAUUUCAACACGAAGCGUCAUCGAAAACGAUGCUGAAGCAAGAAUCGUCCAGCUUUCUUGACACAAGAAGAUGGACGCAAAGCAAUGAUAUCCAAGAACAAGAAUCCACCUCAGCCAGCACUGGUGGUUUUGGCUUUCAAGCUAUGACUCCGAAACCUAUAAUUCCCUCUACGGUCCAAGAAAAUAGCGACGAGGAAGUCGAAGCACGACUACAGGACGAGCCCAUGUUUACGGCAUCGACAAGACGUGACCUGUAUAACAUUAUGCGCAAUCCCUUCAAGCCACAUAUUGGUGCACCAGCUCCCUUGUCGUGGUGGGGCUCUACCGAAGAUGGUGGUGAUGAAGAUCAUGCGGUUGAAUACGAAGAGAGUAGUCAAUUUGGUGGUAUCUUGUUGGGCAAAAGGUCGUCAUCAUCAUCCUCCGAGGUCACCACCUCGAACGAUAUUUUCUUUUGGGAUACCUACGCCUUUACAGAUCGCAUGACCUAUGACCCAUCCACCUGUGAAGGGUUUACAGUUUUGGAUGACAAUCAAGUCCUUUCGGCGAUUGCUAUUUUAGGUUCGAGUAGUACCGCCCAUUCAAUAGCGCUUACCAAGGCCUUUGAAGCAUGGUUGGCAGAAUUGGCAGCCUCUCAUUGGGGGGAUUUGGAAGCCUCUCGGCUAUCCGUAGAGUUCUUGGUUGCCUUUGGAAAUGAACUGACGGAACGACUUGGUAUCAAUCAUCGAAUCUUGUCGACGUCGUUGACCCAUGAUGAAAUGGAAAUCCUAUCGGAACCUCCUUUCAGAUCGCAUGUUCUACCAGAGUUGUUGGAAGACUUUCAAACUUCCGACAUUGAAGUGGACGAAGAACAAGCAGAAGCCGCUGCUUCGACAUUGUGGUGGGACCAAGACGAAAAUUCUCCAGAGUAUUGA